AUGCACCCGGCAUUCCAGAUAUUUUCUGUACGGAUCACCAUUUCUGAGCUGCAUUUUCGGAACACGUUGGGGGGCUCAGGUGUCGUUCUCCUAUUCGCCCACCAGCACCUCACCUCCACCGUAGCCGGCGGUUUCGGCGGCACGCCGCCCGCCGCAUACUUCCGCAACUACUACAACGACAGCAACGGAGACAAUUCCGCGCAUGCGGCGGAGGACGCGGCGGCGGAAAAAGGCGGUCUGGACGUGGCUCGUGGGGGGUGGAAUGGCGGGGGCGACGUGUUGCCAGGGCUGAUGGCGGCGCGUCACGUGGGGUACAACACGAGCGCGGGAGUGUCGGAGGGCAAGCUUAACGUGCACAUCGUGGCGCACUCGCACGACGAUAUGGGGUGGCUCUCGACCGUCGAUCACACAUUUACCACCGCCCUUUCACACCCCCUCCCUCUCCUUUCCCCCUUUUCCUCUUCCUCUCCCCUCUAUUCCCCCCCUUCCUUCCCCUCCCUUCUUCCUCGCCCCCUUCCCCGUUUCCCCCCCGGCGGGUGCCGCCUUCCCCUCCCCUGCGCACAGGCGGAGAAGGUGGCGAGCAUCAUAGACUCGGUGGUGGCGAACCUGGAGGUGAACCCACACCGCAAGUUCGUGCAGGUGGAACAGGGUUUCUUCUACCGCUGGUGGCAGCAGCAGUCGGACUACAUGCGCACACGAGUCAAGACCCUUGUCGCCAACAAUCAGCUCCUCUUCACCAACGGUGGGUGGGUGAUGCAUGACGAGGCGAGUGUGCAUUACACGGACAUGCUACACCAGAUGACGCUGGGACACCGCUUCCUCAAGCGAGAGUUCAACGCCGUGCCAACCGUCACCUGGCAGGUCGACCCCUUUGGCCACUCCGCUACACACGGCUACCUGCUCACUGCUCAGGCGGGCAUGGACGCGGUGUUUGUGGGGCGCGUGGACAUCAAGGAGGGGCGGCGCCGCAAGGACCAGCGCACCUCCGAGUUCCUCUGGCGCGCCUCCCAGACCUUUGGCCGCGAUGCUCAGGUGUUCACGGGCAUCCUAGACCGCUACACCUACUAUCCCCCAGAGCUCUUCAAGUGGGAGCCGGCAGAUGACCACUCACUGGGAGUCAAGGAUAACCUCUGGUCCUCAGAGACAAAUGUGAAGCAGCGAGUCAACGCAUUCGUCAACGAGGCCCUCCAGCAGGCGGCCAGUUACCGCACGGAUCACAUCAUGUGGACCAUGGGGGAGGACUUCUCACACGCGGAUGCACUGCCGUGGUUCUCCAACCUCGAUAAGCUCAUUCACUAUGUCAACCUCGACGGGAGAGUGAAUGCGCUCUACUCCUCCCCAGCCAUGUAUGUGGACGCCAAGCACCGUGCCAACGAGUCCUGGCCCACCAGAACAGGAGACAUGUUCCCCUACGAUGAGCACGAGGGGGCCUACUGGACGGGUUACUUCUCCAGCCGCCCUUCCUUCAAGUACAUGGCUCGCGUCUGCAGCUCCCUCCUCCUCGCAACCACAGCAGCGGAGACGUUGGUGGGGCGCGGGGUGCUGGAGCAGUGGGAUGAGCAGGAGGAGCGCUUGGAAACGCAGCGAGUGGAGGCAUGCGAGUCCCGCGAGGAGGAGUGCCCGGGGACGGAGGGGUGGCGGCGCGUGGUGCGGGGCGUGGCGUCAACCGCACCGCUGGAAGAUGCUGUGGCGAUUGCUCAGCACCAUGAUGCUAUCACUGGCACGGCGAAGCAGCAUGUGUCGAAUGACUACGCGCUGCGCCUGCAUGCUGGCGCUGUGGAGCCUGCGGCGGAGGGUCCUCCCCAGCUUUCCUACCCAGAGCGCCCGCAGAGCGGGGAGGCGGGUAUAAGAGUGGACCCGCAGUGGUUCCAGAGGCACCAGGCGUGGGAAGCAGCACGGGCGGAAGGGGAGCAGGGAGGAGGGGCGGGGGGAGAAGGCGCAGCAGGGGCAGGGGAGGCGUGGAGGAAGAGGGUGCCUAUGGAGGUGGUGCAGGAAGGGGAAGAGGGUGGGGUAAGGGACGGGGGAGGGGAAGGGGACGGGGGAGGAGGGGAAGGUAGUUUGGGCAAGCUGGGAAGGCGGCUGCUGGGGGUGGGGUGGCGGGGAGAUGCAGGAGUUGAGAUGGGUGAGGGAGGAGAGGGACGGCAGGGACGUACCUGGAAGGCGGAGGGGGAGGGGAUGGGUGAGCAUGUUGCCCUGCCUGCUGCUGCUGCUGCUGCUGCUGCUGCUGCUGCUGCUGCUGCUGCUGCUGCUGCUGCUGCUGCUGCUGCUGCUGCUGCUGCUGCUGCUGCUGCUGCUGCUGCUGCUGCUGCUGCUGCUGCUGCUGCUGCUGCUGCUGCUGCUGCUGCUGCUGCUGCUGCUGCUGCUGCUGCUGCUGCUGCUGCUGCUGCUGCUGCUGCUGCUGCUGCUGCUGCUGCUGCUGCUGCUGCUGCUGCUGCUGCUGCUGCUGCUGCUGCUGCUGCUGCUGCUGCUGCUGCUGCUGCUGCUGCUGCUGCUGCUGCUGCUGCUGCUGCUGCUGCUGCUGCUGCUGCUGCUGCUGCUGCUGCUGCUGCUGCUGCUGCUGCUGCUGCUGCUGCUGCUGCUGCUGCUGCUGCUGCUGCUGCUGCUGCUGCUGCUGCUGCUGCUGCUGCUGCUGCUGCUGCUGCUGCUGCUGCUGCUGCUGCUGCUGCUGCUGCUGCUGCUGCUGCUGCUGCUGCUGCUGCUGCUGCUGCUGCUGCUGCUGCUGCUGCUGCUGCUGCUGCUACUGCUGCUGCUUCUUCUCUGCGUACUUUGCCUGCGCCCCUCCCUUGCCGCGCAUGGUUGCGCCUGGGGUUAUAUUUCCCUUCUCCCCUGCUCCCCCCUUCUCCCCUUCUCCCCUGCUCACGCCUAUCUCCCCGUCUCAUCCACUUCUCCGCUUCCCUGUGCUCCAUACCCCCCCUCUCCCCCACCUGCCCCAUCCACCCCUUCCCCGUCCCAGUGCCCCCUGCUAAACAUUUCCUUCUGCCCGCCCUCUCAGCAGCUGCUGUCGCCCACCUCCACUCUGGAAAUGCAUCCCACUCCUGCUCCUGUCUCUCACCUCUCUGUCUCUCGCCUAUCUGUCUCUCACCUCUCUGUCUCUCGCCUAUCUGUCUCUCACCUCUCUGUCUCUCGCCUAUCUGUCUCUCACCUCUCUGUCUCUCGCCAAUCUGUCUCUCGCCUAUCUGUCUCUCGCCUAUCUGUCUCUCGCCUAUCUGUCUCUCGCCAAUCUGUCUCUCACCUCUCUCCUGUCUCUCUCUCGCCUAUCUGUCUCUCACCUGUUUCCCUUCCCCCCUUCUCUCUAUCCCCCGUCUUCAGGUCGUUGUGGCAUACAACCCACUCGCAUGGGUUCGCUCUGAGAUCAUCCGCUUCCCGGUGUCCUCCGCAGGGGUGGAGGUGCGGGAUGCGGCGGGGCGAGUGGUGGCGUCACAGAUAGUACCCGAGGGGCUGGUGCCGCCGCGCCUGCGCUCCGUGCACGUGCAGGCAAACACCGGCGCGCGCCUGCAGCCCACGGUGGGGCCCUUGUCGGAUGGCUCUGCCGCAGCGCCGCUGCUGAGCGUGGUGUUUGAGGCGCAGGUGCCGCCGCUGGGCUAUGCCACCUUCUUCCUCUCCCCCGCCCAGCCAGGUGCAGCAGGCAUGGCGAGCAACAGCAGUGAGUGGAACGACAACGUGCCGCUGCAGGGCGCUUCUGCUGCCGGUACCGCCACACCAGACGGCAGCGCAGCAGCACAGGGCAGUGCAGAGGAAGAGGGCAGCACAGCAGCACAGGGCAGCGGUGCAGAGGCACAGGAGGGAGAAGACAGCAUCGUUCUUGGAGGCCCGGCCCCAUCGCUUCCUGCUGCUUCUCGUGGGGCAGCAGGAGGAGGAGGGGGAGGGGGAGGGGAGGCGUGGGCGCGAGUGAGCUUCUCUAGAAGCGGCUAUGGGUUGGCGAAGAUGGAGCUCAUGCGAGGCGGCGAUGCUGCUGCUGCUGGGAGCUCUGCUGUGCAAGCAGAGGUGGAGCUGACAAGCAGUCUCAUGGCCUAUAGUAAAACCUUGAGUGGUGCGUAUCUCUUCCGCCCAUUGAAUCCAGCACUGAGAGUCGAUGCCAACAACGCUGAUGGGCAGGUGCCAGUGCGGGUGGUGAAGGGGCCGCUGGUUCACGAGUUCCAUCGCAAGGUGGCGCCUUCUGUCAAUGAGGUGUUCAGAGUGUAUCCGGGGAAGGACUAUGCCGAACUGCAUUACAUGGUGGGCAUGGAUGAGAGGGAUGCGGUGGGCAGGGAGUACAUCACUCGCUUUGACUCCACAAUCCGCUCCAACUCCACCUUCUACACCGAUUCUAACGGCCGAGACUACAUGACUCGUGUCCGCAACUACCCAUAUGACGCAACGGAACCAGUCUCACAUCCCAUCGCAGGCAAUUACUACCCGCUGACUAGCGGUGCGCACAUAGGGGACCCCAGCGUGCAGCUGUCAGUGCUGGUGGACCGUGCUCUGGGGGCCAGCAGCCUGGCCGAUGGACAGCUGGAGGUCAUGCUGCACAGGCGCCUGCAGAUGGACGACGGCAAGGGCGUGGCGGAGGUGCUCAAGGAGACCGUCUGCAUCAAUAACGGCCAGUGCGAACCCCUCGCUGUUGUUGGUUCCAUCCGCUUUGCGCUGCACCCGGGGAGGAGGAAAGUUCCCAUUGCUGCGGCUGCUGUUGCUGACGCUGCUGCUGCUGCUGCUGCUGCUGCUGCUGCUGCUUCUGCUGCUGCUGCCGGCGCUGAUGCUGGUGGUGGUGGUGCUGCUGCUGCGGCUGCUGCCGAUGCUGUCCCUAACACUGACGGCUCCCCUACAAUUGCCGCCCCGUCGGGUGGGGGGGGGAAGGAGGAGUGGCAGGGAGGGGAGGAGGCGGCACAGUGGAGAAGAGAGCACGCGCAGCGCCUGCUGACACCUCUACAGCUGGCCUUUGCAGUCGAGAACCCGGAGGCACUGGCAGCAGCAGCAGGGCGGCUGAGGUGGCGGUACUCCCUGAGUGGCGAGGGCGGGGAGGGCGACAUGCAGGCGGGGGGGCUGUACUCGCUGCCGCCCAACGUGGCGGUCAUCUCCAUGCAGGAGCUCUCCCGCAACCACCUGCUGCUGCGCCUCGCUCAUCUCUAUGAGGCCAAGGAGCAUCCCUCUCUAUCCACCAUGGCCUCUGUGCCCCUGCGACAGCUCUUUGCUUCCAGACAGAUCAUCUCUCUCACAGAGCUCAGCUUGACGGCCAAUCAGAAGAAGGCAGACAUGCGCCCGCCAAUGGUAUGGCGGGAGGAGACGACAGCAUCAACACAGGGUGCACCAGGGGAGGUGUCAUCUGAGAGGCCGGUGUAUGGGGGGAAGGUGGAUCCGCAGCAGCUGGUGGUGGAAUUGGGGCCAUUGGAGAUCCGCACUUUCGCACUCACCUUCAAGCCCUUUUCUACAUGA
Molecule: messenger RNA, 5409 nt
Organism: Closterium sp. NIES-65
Lineage: Eukaryota; Viridiplantae; Streptophyta; Zygnematophyceae; Desmidiales; Closteriaceae
Source: the annotation of a GenBank genome assembly